This is a messenger RNA of Nerophis ophidion (straightnose pipefish), 1507 nucleotides long. It is a transcript of the gene rad9b, whose product is annotated as RAD9 checkpoint clamp component B. NCBI's taxonomy places the organism in Eukaryota, Metazoa, Chordata, Actinopteri, Syngnathiformes, Syngnathidae. The transcript is spliced from 11 exons. Bases 75 to 1385 code for a protein of 436 amino acids. The record is from RefSeq and is a predicted model, not a curated record. Gene Ontology annotation, cellular component: checkpoint clamp complex. Gene Ontology annotation, biological process: mitotic intra-S DNA damage checkpoint signaling; cellular response to ionizing radiation; DNA replication checkpoint signaling.
CCGGUGGUUGAGGACCACUAAAUACAAGCUGAGAAGUCCCGGCAGGCACACUUCAGCUGCCUGGUGGUCGACGGAUGCAGCGUCACUCCUUCAACAUGAACUGUACUCUCCAGGGGACAUGUGUGAAAGCUUUUGGAAAAGCAAUUCAAGCACUUUCAAAGAUUGGAGAUGAGUUGUGGAUAGACCCAAUGGUUAAAGGGCUGGCACUGAGAUCAGUGAAUGCAGCUCAGUCUGCAUAUGCUUGCUUCUUCUUUUCAACCAUCUUCUUCCAGAAGUACAGCCUGGUGUCAGUGGAGGCCAGUGAACCUAUUAAAUGCAAACUGUAUAUGAAGUCUUUGCUGCCACUUUUCCGUUGUUUGACUUCCAUUGAGCGCAACGUGGAGCGAUGCCAGAUAUCAGUCAACGCUUCCAAUGACAGAAUAAUGAUCCAGUUUUCCUGUAGACAUGGCAUCACAAAAACCCACAACCUGUGUUACCAAGAGAGUGAAGCUCUCCAGGCCGUGUUUGCUUCACAUCUUUGUCCCAAUGUGCUGAAGGCACCAGCCAGGCUUCUUGCAAACAUGGUGAUGCAUUUCCCAGCAUCUCAAGAGGAAGUCACACUGUCUAUAGCCCCCCUUAGAGUCAGUCUGAUGAACUACCAUCAAGAAGCAAAUGAUCACGGGAAGAUGAUUUGCACCGAGGUGUCCUUACACCCCGACGAGUUCGACUUUUUUCAGUCUGCAGGAGACUCUGCUAUAACCUUCUGUCUGAAGGAGCUGAGGGGUUUGCUGCACUUUGCCGAGUCACUUUGCUUACCAGUUUCAAUCCACUUUGGUACUGCAGGAAAGCCUGUGUGCUUCUCUGUGGAAGACCUGGUCAUGGAGGCCACAGUGGUGCUGGCCACCCUGAUUGACUCUGACAGCAGAAGCUCAUCCCAACCAACAAAGAGCCCUGACCCAACUUCACCUAGAUGUGAGGAUGCUGCUGUGGUCGGUGCCAGGGAUGGAGGCCUCAGCCAUGCUGCUGUGGUCGGUGCCAGGGAUGGAGACCUCAGCCAUGCUGCUGUGGUCGGUGCCAGGGAUGGAGGCCUCAGCCAUGCUGCUGUGGUCGAUGCCAGAGAUGGAGGCCUCAGCCAUGAUGCUGGGGUCCAUGUGGUUGCAUCCAGCCAGGGCAGCCCUCUGGGCCCCUCAGCCACUUUGACACAGCUUCUGUCACACCAUCACAGCCUUCUUAGACCUGGUGCACCCAACCACACCAGUCCUGCUUCCUCUACGAUCUGCUCCCUUCUGUUCCGGGCUUUGUCUGCGACACAAAGUGAGAGUCCUGCUGCCACACCGCCUGUUCUGGCCUGUCACAGUGACCCGGAGGAGGAGGAGGACCCCGCAAGACCCUCAGUCUCAGGCUAGGUCUUGUAUGACACAACACUGAAAAUUGCACCCGAAACUAUUUAAGUGUAUUCAUAUUUCAUUUCAAUUCCAAAAUAUUUAUGCAAGUUCAAAAGUUUUAAAGGCAAAUAAAUGUUUGUUGU